GGCCUUUGUCCCUGAUACGCCGUCGGACCACCAUCUUGGGAUCUGGAGCCGGCCUCCCAGGUUCCGGGGACUCUGUCGGUACCGGCACGGUUCUGCGCCGCGCAGCGAGGACGCGGGGUGUCCGGACUCCGCCAUGAUGUAAACUUGCAUUCUCCUGGGACGUCCUCGUGAUGCUGUUUCGAGAAGGCCCAAGACACUUUACUCCUGCAGGCUGGAAACGGACACCACAUGACUGGAGCAGAGUUCAUCUUUAAGUGGGAGCUGAGAUUCAGGCCAUGGACCAUAGCAGAAGGCUCAGUUCGAUGCCUCCCAGCUGUGGUGGUGAUGCCAAUAGUAAUCACACAGACGACUCUGUGUAACAGCCCUAGCAGUCCUGCCUGGAACUCGCUUUGUACACCUGGCUGGUCUGGAACUCACAGACACCUGGCUGGUCUGGAACUCACAGAGAUCCACCUGCUUUUGUCUCUGGAGUGCUGGGAUUAAAGGUUCAUCUUGAUCAAGAGGCUCUAAUGCCACUUCUGUUUCCUGGUGACAUGCUGCUCCCUUGAGAACCACAGUGAGAACACUGGGUGUCCUAGAACUGGAAAUGGUGUUGGUGUCAUUUGAGGACGUAGCCGUGGACUUCACCCGGGAGGAGUGGCAGGACCUGGAUGCUGCCCAGAGGACCCUCUACAGGGAAGUGAUGCUGGAGACCUACAGCAGCCUGGUGUCCGUGGGGCACUGCGUGACCAAACCUGAGUUGAUCUUGAACUUAGAGCAUGGACUUGGGCCGUGGAGCACGGCAGAUGCCUCAGUCUGGAGCCUCUCAGGUAUCAACAAAAUGAGUAGCCUGGUCGAGACCAGCCAGAAAAAUGGAGACAGACAUUUCUGGCGAAUUGAAAUCGACAGCAACGCUUCAAACGAAGAACUCAUUGAAGCAGAACUAAAGAUCCACGAGGAAAUCCACCAAGGAACAAAGCCCUAUGAAUGUGAAGUGUGUUUGGAAGCGUUGUACCUGAAGUCAGACUGUAGCAGAGAUCAGAGGUAUCACACGUGUGAGAAUCCGUACGAAUGUAAGGCGUGCAGACAAGCUCUCUAUGCUAAGUCUGCCUUCAAUCAGUGCCAGAGGCUCGAGAAGGGCGACAAGCCGCAUGCAUGCAUGGAAUGUGGGAAAACAUUCUACUGCAAGUCCCACCUGACCGUCCACCAGAGGACGCACACGGGCGAGAAGCCCUAAGAAUGAAAAGACUGCAGUAAAGCUUUCUACAGCAAGUCACAGCUCAACGUCCACCUGAGAAUCCACACAGGGGAGAAGCCCUACGAAUGUAAAGACUGUAGGAAAGCCUUCUACCGCAACUCCGACCUCACCGUCCACCAGAGGACACACACGGGCGAGAAGCCCUAUGCAUGCAAAGUCUGCAAUAAAGCCUUCUACUGCAAUUCCCAGCUCACUGUCCAUCACAGGACGCACACGGGCGAGAAGCCCUACGAAUGUCACGUAUGUACAAAAGCCUUCUACUGCAAGUCCCAGCUCGCUGUCCAUCACAGGACGCACACCGGCGAGAAGCCCUACGCAUGUAAAGACUGCAGGAAGGUCUUCCAGUGCAGGUCGGACCUCACUCGACACUGGAGGACGCACACUGGCGAGAGGCCGUACGAGUGUAACGAGUGUAGGAAAGCCUUCUAUCGCAAGUCUGACCUGACUGUCCAUCAGAGGACGCACACAGGCGAGAAGCCCUACGCAUGUAAAGAAUGCAGGAAAGCCUUCUACUGCAAUUCCCAGCUCACUGUCCAUCAGAGAUCCCACACGGGUGAGAAGCCGUAUGAAUGUAAAGACUGCGGGAAAGCCUUCCAGUGCAAGUAUGAACUCACGCGACAUCAGAGAACACACACAGGUGAGAAACCGUAUGUGUGUCUAGAAUGCAAGAAGGCUUUCUACACCAAAUCAGACCUCACUCGGCAUCUGAAAACGCACGCAGGUGACAAACCCUGACCCUAUGAAUGUACAGCAUGUGGGAAGACUUUCUCCUUCAGGUCAUACCUCACCCAACAUCAGAAAAUCCACACAGGCAAGAAGGCCUUUGCGUGUUCAGAGUGUGGGAGGGCCUUCUACACUAAGGGGAAACUUACUGUCCAUCAGCUAAUCCAUACAGGGGAGAAGCCCUACGAGUGUACAAGAUGUGGGAAGGCUUUCUCCCUCAAGACGUACCUCACUCAACAUCAGAAACUCCACACAGGCAAGAAGCCUUAUGAGUGUGCAGAGUGCGGGAGGGCCUUCUACCGAUUAACACACCUCAGGUUACAUCAGAGAACUCAUACGGGGGAGAAGCCCUACGCUUGUACAAAAUGCCAGAAAGCUUUCUACUGCCAGUCCCAGCUUAAGCUACACCAGCGAACUCAUACGGGGGAGAGGCCUUUUAAGUGCAUGGAAUGUGGAAGACCUUUCUACUAUAAGUCACACCUAACUCGACAUCAGAGAAUUCACAGCAACGAGAAGAAGCCCUUUGAAUGUGCAGAAUGUGAGAGAGCCUUCUACUGCAAGUCGGACCUCACUGCGCAUCAGAAGUCUCACACGGGCGAGAAGCCCUACGCAUGUAUGGAGUGUAGGAAAUCAUUCCACCAGAAGUCCACACUCCUCCUCCAUCAGAGGACUCACAUAGGCGAGAAGUCGUUUGCGUGCUCAGACUGUGGCAAAGUUUUCUACUGCAAGUCACAUCUCACUCUCCAUCAGACCAUACACACCGAUACACGCCCCUAAGUGUGCACAGAGUGUGGCAAGUAUUUCUACUAUAAGUCACUACUCAUUGUCCAUGGACGGAUUCACACAGGCGAUAAGCCCUAUGAAUGUGGAGAAUGCGGGAAAGCCUUCUCCCGCAAGCCGCACCUCACUCGACAUCAAAGCACGCACACAGGUCAGAGCGACUUGAAUGCAAAUCAGGCGGGAACGCUUUCUGCGGCAAGUCACACCAGGGAGCACACGCGAGUGGCAGGCGUUCUGAAGGAAAAGAAUGCAGGAUAGCUCUCAACUUCAUGUCACAAGUGACAGUGGGCGGCUCAGAUGAGGAGCCCCGAGGAGGGAAGGAGGGAACUGUAUACCGCCAGUCACAGCGAAGAAUAAAUGGGAAUGACCAUCCUGUGGUGGGAAAGUGCAAGGGGCUUGGUGCAAGUCACGGUUCUGCGGCAUCAGGAGGUGUAGUCAGCCCAGAAGGCCUGUGACCCUGUGGAGUGAAGCUCAGCGUUCUCUAUGUCACUGCUCAUGCGCAUUAGCGCUCUCUCACACAGACAAGAAGCUUUACCCAUGCGAAGAAAGUCAUUCCCCAGUCGUAUCUGCCCAGCACAAGAGGCCACAUGGAUGAGAAUGUAAGGAGUAUUGGCAUUUUUUAAAAAUCAUUUAUUGAAAACUGAAACUUGGGGAUAAAUAUUAAGGAAUAAACGUGAGAAAUUCACAGAGUAACUGAGAAACAAUCCACCUUCUCUACUUCCUCAAUCUGAGAGCAUGCAACCCCUUGGCCCCGCCUCUUUCUUCACUGUGUGCCUCUCUUUCUCCUCUUAGUCAGCCAGAGAACUCGAUGGCCCAUUCUGGUCGGCUGAAUGUGAACUUUGUCCCCUAAACCAAGAUCAACUCCAUUGGUGGUGGUCUGGAGCUAUCAACACCAGCAGAUCUCCCUCAGUGCAGAAAAGCCUAGUAGACCCACUAGCCCUUGCCUGACGACAGAAAGCCCGCGAGUCAGAAGACUGAUGGUUAUAACAACUAUGAGAAUGUAUCAGACACCUACAUGAUCAGGACUUCUGCCUGGGGGGAGUUCUGUAAGAAAAUCCAUACAUGAUAAAAACCUAGGAAUUUAAGGAAUGUAAGAAAAUUUUAUCAUACAGGAGCCAAGAUGGCCAUGGUGCUCAUGGCGCCUGCAGGGGGCAGCCGAGUCUCCUGAAUCCCUCUCCCCCACAGCAGACUGCCGCUGACAACAGAUGAGAGACCUUUAACCCAACCAGUGCCCUCCUCCCUCCCCAUCACCCCUGCAGUCAGCAUGGAGGAGCUGCCGCCACCACCACCACUGCCAAAACCUAAUCCCAAACCUGAGCACUGCCCUACAGCAGGAAACUUAGAGAGGAGCAUCAGAGAAUGACUGUACCUUCACCAGAUGUGUCCUAGCACUUUUGUAAUUUCUGAUAUCAGAAUCUUUUAAAAAUAUUUGAAGAUUCAUUCAAGAUGGUGGUGGUCCCCGACACUGGUAGUACCACAGAGCAACUUGUGGGUGAGUCCCUGGUCACUCUCUUAGGACUUGACCCUCAGCACGGAGCCACCAUUGCUCCUGAGCUGCCCAAGGGCUGCAGGCAAGACGGUCAUACUCAAUGAGACUUUACCAAGGGCGGAGCCAUGUGCAGUGGCCUGGAGCUCUAUCGGGUCCUGCCCUGGACACCCUGCCCAGCUGAAAGAUCACCCUGACUAGGCAACAGCAGGAUAUCUGAGAGGAGCCUCGGCAAUAGUUGAGUAUUUGUGCUGCUUCAGAAACCAGAGAUCUUGAACCAGACCAACGACUCGUUGCAAUAAGUAUGUGCAUGUAAAGCUAUUUGGACAAAAAAAUAAUCCACUGUGUGAGAUGCUGCAGUUUGCAAUGCUGCUUCGAUAAAUAAACAUCCAACGGAGAGGCAGGAAGGCCGGUGGAAGGGAGCGGCCCGUGAAGAGAGACAGAGCUCGAGCCAAGGGUGGCGACAGGUGUGGGAGUGCAGCAACAGGACGGGGAGCAGCAGCCUGCAGCGCAUGCGGGCUUUGGUCCUAAAGACGCUCCCCAGCCUCCAGGGUCACCCUGGCUCCUAGCAACACCAGGAUGUCCAAGGAGAUUGGCUCAUUUCCUGGACUGGGCCUUCUCACAAAUCCUCCAUGGUCUGUGCUGCCGCCAGAGGUCAUGUUGCUUUAUAUGGUCUAUGAGGCCUGUAGCUGCAGCCAGUGGUGCCUGUGGUCUGGACUGCUUGUGCAGGCUGUGUUAAUGCCUUUAGACUGUUGCUACCAGAGACCAUAGGGUGGCCUUUGCUCCGUGUAGGGACCAUGUUGGCAUCAGUGGUCUGUGUUUCUGCCGGAGUCCAGUGUUGAUGUCCAUGGUUCAUGCUACCAUCAGAGGUCAUGUUGGCCUCCAUGGUCAGUGCUGUCACCAGAGACUGCUGAUUUUCUUGGUCCAUAGGACAAGUGGAUGUCUGUGGAAUGGGUUGCUGCCUGAGGCCAUGUUGAUGUUUGUAGUCAGUUUGCCACCAGAUGUCAGUGGUCUGAGCUCUUGCUGGAGGUCAUGUUUGUCUAUAGUCUGCCCCACCACAGGACGGUGUAGCUAUCCAUGGUCCAUGUUGUCUGCCCCACCACAGGGGACGGUGUAGCUAUCCAUGGUCCAUGUUGUCUGCCCCACCACAGGG
Alexandromys fortis (reed vole) is the source of this 5379-nucleotide messenger RNA. Its product is annotated as zinc finger protein 420-like. The record is from RefSeq and is a predicted model, not a curated record. Lineage: Eukaryota; Metazoa; Chordata; Mammalia; Rodentia; Cricetidae. Gene Ontology annotation, biological process: regulation of DNA-templated transcription. The transcript has 10 exons.